Molecule: messenger RNA, 1676 nt
Organism: Seminavis robusta
Lineage: Eukaryota; Bacillariophyta; Bacillariophyceae; Naviculales; Naviculaceae
Source: the annotation of a GenBank genome assembly
CGGAACUGUAAAAGAUUGGAAUGCAGAUGCUAUUGAUUGUGACGGGGGCGUCGAAAGGUCUGGGAAAGGCCAUAACGACUGGCUUUUGCUGUAUGGACUCAUCAGAGCAGCAGCGACAGCAACUGGAUCGACUGCAUGUUGUCCUGGCGGCCCGAUCGGCAAAUUUGUUGGAAGAGCUGGGUCGAACCAUCAUGCAUCACAAUGAGUCCACCAAGGUUCGAGUGACGCUUUCCUGCUUUGCCGUGGAUUUGUCCGAUUUGGAUCAACUGGACUCCCACUUUGAUCGCAUGUUCCAAGAAGUCAAUCUCUCUGGCUUUGAUCGCGUCGUCUUUGUCAACAAUGCCGGGUCUCUGGGAUAUCUGGGUCCCUGCUCGUCCAGUCCAUCCUUGAUGGGCAUGAAAGCCACCAUUGAGUUUAAUGUCACGUCUGCUCUGUGGCUGUCCAGUCGAUUUGCACAGCUCGUACAGGAAAAUUCGAAAGACACGCAAAAAGUAACACUCAUCAACAUUUCCAGCUUGUUGGCCGUCGAGGCAUUUCCCACCAUGGGAAUAUACGCGGCAGGCAAGGCUGCUAGAGACAAUUAUCAUGCCACCAUGGCCAAGGAAAUGCCUCGCAUAAAAGUACUCAACUAUGCACCAGGGCCCCUGGAAACUGACAUGGUCAAAGAGAUUCGAGCAGCGCCCAAGUUAGACAAGAGCCUCAAGCCUGCUUUUGACAAGAAAUUGAUUGAUCCACAUGAUUCCGCCAAAAAGCUGGUCAACUUGGUCUUCUCAGACAAGUUCGAGUCGGGAUCACAUGUGGACUAUUAUGAUAUUUCAUCCUAGUAUUUCGCUUCUUUGCAAUCUACCAUUCCUAUCUCGAUCAAUUCAAUUCAACUCUAUUCAAUCAUUCAUGCGUGGUUGUCAGUGAGAAUACUUUCAUUCAGAGUUUCGUAACCUGCUUGAAAACAUACAUCAUCAAAUCAUCAACAUGUUUGCCUCUCCCAAUCAACAACAAGAAGUUACUUCCUCGAUAACCUACGGUAUUGUCCAGCAAUAGGCAAGUGCAACUGCAACUGCUCAUCUAACAGAUCUGGUCCAUGAUGAAGGUUUUACCUUUCGUAGGAGAAGAAGCAGAAACAAAUGAGAACCAUUGUUCGUUGGUACCACUAUUGGAAGAUUCCACUGCAGCAAACCUCCAUGCCACCCUCCGAUGCAUGGGAGGACGAUCCUUCCAAGAGCAAUCAUACUGUUAUUGUGGACGGUCUUUUACGGUUCCUGUUCGGCUAGCUGAUGUUGAUUUCUUGGGAAAUCACCACCUACCUCUACAGUACGCUCCGGGAGCAGAUGGAAAAACUGGGGUAGGGAAUCAUAGACAAAAGGUCUCGAUUUGCCUCGUUUCAAUGGCGCCAUCACCAUGGUGGACCCACACCCUGCUUGCCACACGAGUGCGUGGCAAAGUCCGGAGCAGCGAUGGUGGGCAAGGGGAAGGAGACUCCUGGUGGCGGAGAGCAGACAAAAAUCCUACACUAGUCUACUGAAAUACAACCACACCUUCAAGGUUUCUGGCAGUUACGUCUUUCUUUUUCUUCAGUUGUUGCUGCCAGUAUUUUCAAUGCAUUGCUUGGCCGUGAUACCUAUACUUUUCUUUAAAGGCACUGACCAUGAUACAUGUAGAUAUAUACUUUUCUUCCCUUC